AUGCCCGUUGACGAUGCUCCCCAGGAUGAGGAAGCCCGCGAGACCUACAACUUUCCACCGGGAGCAUACGGCCUUGUAUACCGAGCCGAAGUGCCUGAUCACGGUAUCAGAGAUGCAGAAGAUCCCGAGUCGAACGAGACCGGUCCCGGUGAAGAGGAAGACCCGCAGGAGAACACCGAGCCUCAAGCGAGCGAGCCGAAGCCCUACAGAUACGAGAUAAAAGUCAUGAAAUGGGGGUUAAUCCCCUUCUGGACGAAACGAGCACCCGACUACUCCUCCAUGAUGCGAACCAUCAACUGCCGAGACGACUCUCUGAUCGAGAACAAAGGGAUGUGGAACACUAUGAAACAGAAAAAGCGCUGUCUAGUCGUGGCACAGGGAUUUUACGAGUGGUUGAAGAAGGGCCCAGGAGGAAAGGAGAGAAUCCCCUACUUUGUCAAGCGAAAGGACGGCAACUUGAUGUGCUUUGCAGGGCUUUGGGACUGUGCCCAAUAUGAAGGCUCGGGAGAGAAACUGUACACUUACACCAUCAUCACCACGGAUUCUAACAAGCAGCUUAACUUCUUGCACGAUCGGAUGCCGGUCAUUCUGAAUCCUGGAACCGAUGAAGUCAAAAUGUGGCUGGACCCGACAAGGAACAAGUGGUCAAGAGAACUUCAGUCUCUCUUGAAACCAUACGAAGGCGAGCUUGAGUUCUAUCCCGUGGAUCCUGCCGUCGGCAAGGUGGGGAACAACUCGCCCAGCUUCAUAGUCCCCGUCGAUAGCAAGGAGAACAAGAAGAAUAUCGCAAACUUCUUCAGCGGUGCUAACAAGAAGCAUGUCAAGGCCGACUCUACCAAGGUAGAGACUGAGCCAGAGGAGACCAGGCCGACUAUCGACCACGAUGGAAGCGAGAACAAUGCACCGCUGCCUAUCCCUCCCAUCUCAGUGAAAGAAACUCAGGGGCAAAAACGUCUAGCGGCGGAUGCGCCAGAAGAGAGUCCGGCAAAUAAGCAAACUAAACUCUCGUCACCGCCAGCGAAGCUUUCAACACCCGUCAAGACUGCAGGAAGCAAGACACCGAGAAGUGCAACAAGUAACAAGGGCAUGGCAUUGAAGACGAGCCCAACCAAAAAGAUCGAACCUGGAACCCAGCGGAUCACGAACUUCUUCACCAAGUGA
Capronia coronata CBS 617.96 is the source of this 1161-nucleotide messenger RNA. RefSeq lists its product as uncharacterized. The record is from RefSeq and is a predicted model, not a curated record. Bases 1 to 1161 code for a protein of 386 amino acids. The transcript has a single exon. Gene Ontology annotation, molecular function: single-stranded DNA binding. NCBI's taxonomy places the organism in Eukaryota, Fungi, Ascomycota, Eurotiomycetes, Chaetothyriales, Herpotrichiellaceae. Gene Ontology annotation, biological process: DNA damage response.